This is a messenger RNA of Lycium ferocissimum, 2688 nucleotides long. RefSeq lists its product as uncharacterized. Lineage: Eukaryota; Viridiplantae; Streptophyta; Magnoliopsida; Solanales; Solanaceae. The transcript has 3 exons. Bases 1 to 984 code for a protein of 327 amino acids. The record is from RefSeq and is a predicted model, not a curated record.
AUGGCUAUUAAGUACUUUAAUUUUAGAUGGAAAAUUGGUGGUAUCUUGGUGAGUGAAGUAGGGCCAACUUUUGUUGGGGGUAGGACUGAACAUUCCUUUAAUGUUGACUUUGAUCAUUUGUCUAUCCCUGAAUUGAAAGAUCUUGCUAAAGAAUUUGGGGUUAAUAAGUUAGGAACAACUUAUAUUGCACCUAAGGGUGGUAAUUUGAUAAAAUUAACAACAGACAGAGAUUUAUUAGACUUAGGAGUACUGUUGAAUGAUGGGGAGACAAUAGAGAUUUAUGUGUGCAAUGACUCAUCUUUUGAGGAUGGGCGGCCUAAUGGACAGCAUGUGACUGGUGGGUUUAAAUCCCUUUUCCAAACUCUUUUGAAGGGGCUGAAAAUACAAGAGAGAAAGAUCUUUGCUAGUGGUGAAGAGGUUGGAGACAAUGCCAACUCUUCCUCUGAUGAAGAAUUAGUGAAUGGGUCUGAUUCUGAACUUUCUGAGGAUUAUGAAAGUGAGGUUCAUGAAGAACUUAGGGUGGUGAAAGAAGAUCUAAGGGAAUACAAGAAAAAUAAAGCUGUUAGGGUUGUUGCUAAGGAGAAAGUAGAUGGUUUUUUAGGUGAAGCUGGAGUAGAUGAAGGCUAUGAAGACAUUGAUAGAGGCAGAACAAAUCUGAGGGAUAAAUUAGGAGGUGAUGAUGAUGAGCCAUAUUAUGACUCAUCAGAUGUAGGUAGUUUUGUUAGUGAAUCUGAUGCUGAACCUGUCAGUGAUGAUGAUGGAGUUGAAGGAGGGACUGAAAUGAGGCAAAGAAGAAAGAGUAAUAGGAUUGUGUAUGAUCCUGAUUGUGAGAAAGUUAUUUGGAAGGUUGGUCAAGUCUUUCAAAACGUAAAAGAGUUCAGAGAAGCCUUGACCAAAUAUGCAUUGAAAAAAGGGGUCCAGCUGGACAAGAAGAAGAAUCACACAAGGAGGGUUAGGGUUAAGUGCAAGACAGGCUGUCCUUAGAUGAUAUAUGCUAGCAAAGAAGGUAGGAGCACAAACUUUAAAGUUAAGACAUACAGUCCUAGACAUAAAUGUCAUAGGAACACAUCAACUUCUUGUGCAAUUCCAAAUUUCUGUCCAAGCACUGUAAGGAGAGGAUCAUUUCUCAACCUACAAUUAAAGGGUGGAAAAUACAAGAUCUGGUUAGGCAGGAUUUUGGUAUUUAUAUGGGAAAGGCAAUCUGUUUGAAGACUAGGAAAAUUGUUUUAAAAGAAGUCAUGCGAGAUCACAUUGCUGAGUUUGGUAGGCUAUUUGACUACAGGGAUGUCUUUGUUACAAACUAAUCUUGGCAGCACAUGUAUAGUGAAUGUAAUAGACAAGGAUGAUGGUAAAAAGGAGUUCAAAAAUUUCUAUAUCUGUUUUGCUGCUAUGAAGGUGGGUUCAUGAAUGGUUGUAGGAAGUGUAUAGGCCUUGAUGGUUGUUUCCUCAAGGGGAUAUGCAAAGGCCAGUUAUUAGUAGCAGUUGCUAAAGAUGGAAACAAUCAAAUGUUUCCAAUAGCAUGGGCUGUUACUGGGGCAGAGACAAAGGAUACAUGGAGAUGGUUUAUGAGAAUCCUUCAAGAUGGCCUACAACUUGGAGAUGGGACUGAGGUGACUAUAAUCAGUGACAUGCAAAAUGGAUUGGUUAGUGCUGCUGAAGAAGUGUUUCCAGCUUAUGAGCACAGAAUGUGUGCUAGACAUAUUCUGUCAUACUGGGCACAAAAUUAGAGGGGUAUUGAGAGGAGAAAAAAAUUCUGGAAGUGUGUUAGAUCAACUUUUGAAUCUCAACUGAAAGACUGGAUGACUUAAGUAAAUUGGGUAGAAAUAUUGUUGAAGACCUUAUCUCAUACAACAAAGAAAAAUGGGGCAAAGUGUACUUCAAGGAAUUUUCAAAAUGUGAUAGUGUUGAUAACAAUAUGUCAGAAAGUUUCAAUGCUUGGAUAUUGUCAGCUAGACACAAGACAAUUGUGUCAAUGCUAGAAGAAAUUAGAAUCAAGGUGAUGAAUAGGAUAGCUAAAAUGAGGGAUUUUGCAGAAACUUGGGUAGAUGGGAUAUCCCCAAUGGCAUUAAAAGUAUAUAAUGAAAAUGUUGAGAGGUCAAUGAACUGUUCAUUACAUUGGAAUGGAGACUUUGGGUUUGAAGUCAAAGAGGGUUUAUGUAAUCAUAUUGUCCACUUGGCAAGGGAGUACUGUAGUUGUAGGUCAUGGCAACUAAAGGGUAUUCCUUGUGCACAUGCAAUAGCAGCUAUGCACAAUAGGAGACUUGAUCCAGCUGAGACAAUUGUGCAUUGGUAUAGAAAAGAGACCUAUCUGCAAGCUUAUUCCAACUUCAUACAACCUGUUCCAAACAUGAUAAUGUGGCCAGAUAGUUCAAACCCAAAAAUAGAGCUUCCUGAAGUUAGAAAAAUGCCUGGUAGACCUAGGAGGUGUAGAAAAAAGAAGAUAGGAGAGGUGAAAAGGGCUGGAAAAUUGACAAAAAGGGGAAUAGCAAUGACAUGCUCUAUUUGCAAGUCCAGUUCACAUAACAGAAGAGGAUGCCCUUUAAGGCCACCAACAUCAGCAACAACACCAGCCGCAAAUAGAGCAUCAACAUCAGCACCUUCCAGGAGAAGAUACUCAGUGCCACUAGCGAAAGCAAGAAGAAAGCCAAGAGGAAAAGCACCAGCAACAGCACCAAAGCCAAGAGGAAA